CACCUCCACCGCCGCCGACGCCGCCGCCAUGGCUCGGCACUCCGAGGUACAGCUUCCGCCGUUCCGCACAAUGGACGACUUCUUGUGCAGCUCGGCGCGAUUCAGCCUGCCCGACAUUAAGGAUCCAUUAAGGUGGAACAACCGGGUGAUCAAUAACCUGCUCUACUACCAGACCAACUACCUGGCAACUGUCGCCGGCAUCCUCCUGCUGGUCGGUGUGAACUCGGUGCAGCCAGAGUCGGGGAUUGUUGCUGACAUCGACAUCGGUGAGCUGCUGUAUCCCAAAAGUUCGGAGAGUUACUACACAUUGAAAAGCCAGCCCAUCACUGAAAGCGCCCCGUCGGAGCUGCGGGAGAGCCGUCCCACUCCCCCCUCAGCCAUGAGCUCGCGGGUGCUGCUUCGCCAGCAGCUGAUGAGGGAGCAGGCGCAGGAGCAGGAGAGGCGUGAGCAGGCGGCCGCCCAGAGGCAGCAGGAGCGGCCCCCCGCCCCUGCCGCCCGGCCCAUCCCCGUUGGCAUGCCCACCACCGCACACGUCCCUGCCAACAUCCUGAAGGUGCAGACCCAUCUGGAGAACCCCACCAAGUACCACAUCCAGCAGUCUCAGAGGCAGCAGGUCAAGCAGUACCUUUCCACCACCCUGGGCAACAAGUCGGCCGCCUCCCAAGCCAUGGCUGCCGCUGCCGCCGCUGUCCCCUCUGCCUCGCCCGGACCCCAGGAGCGGACGCCUUCCCGAGCCGGUGGGAGCACCCCCGGCAGCCCCAUGGUCCUGCUCAACAUCGGCUCCAACACUGAGACGGAGAUUGACGAUGUUAUUGAUGAGAUCAUCAGCCUGGAAUCGAGCUACAACGACGAUGGUUUGGGCUUGCUGGACAUCGGGGUGCAAAUGCCCAACACGCUGCCGGUGUCUGGGACCCUGAUGAGCGCGUACACCAACCCAGGCCUGAGCAAAGCUGCCGUCACCAUCAGCAACUCCUGCCCAGCCAAGCUGCCCAAUGCCAAGGAUGCCACAGAUGUCGAUAUGAAAGCUUUGAUCAAAGAACGACAGAAGAAAGACAACCAUAACCUCAUUGAGAGAAGACGGAGGUUUAACAUUAAUGAUCGGAUCAAGGAGCUGGGAGCCAUGAUCCCAAAAUCGAAUGAUCCAGAAGCCCGCUGGAACAAAGGCACCAUUCUGAAAGCGUCGGUGGACUACAUCCGCAAGCUGCAGAAGGAGAGCAGCCGCUCCAAGGAGCUGGAGUCCCGGCAGAGGAAGCUGGAGCACGCCAACCGGGUCCUGCUGCUGCGGAUACAGGAACUGGAGAUCCAGGCCCGGGUGCACGGCCUGUCGCUGAAUUCCCCCUCGGGCCUCAGCACUGCCCAGCUGGCCGCUCAGGUCAUCAAGCAGGAAUCGUCAGCCCCAGAGUGUAUGUCGCUGGCUGCGCCGGUGCUGGGGGCUGAGACCGGCCCGCCCUUCGAGCUGGGCCUGGAGCCAGGCCUGGGGCUGGGCUUGGACCUGGGCAUGGAGUCCCUGGAUGAGCUGCCCUACCCCCUGAAGCUGGACUCGGGCCUGGGCGAUGUGCUAAUGGAGGGUCCGCUCUCGCCGGUGGGGGCAGGCGACCCCCUGCUCUCCUCCGUCUCCCCCGCCGUCUCCAAGGGCAGCAGCCGCCGGAGUAGCUUCAACAUGGAGGAGGAGCCCGGCCUCUAGGCCGAGGGGGAAGGUGGACACAGGGGAGAGGUGUAGGGUGGGGCACAGAGGGUGUGCCGUGCAGGAGGCUGACUAUGGGGUCCCCCUUUCCUCAGACACAGUCUCCUCCCUCUAAACUGGCUCCCUCCCCUCCCUCUCAACCCCUCCCUUGCCUCUCCCACUCCCUCCCUCCUCCACCACCCCCUUGCACUCUCCUUCCCUGCCUCUGCUCCUCCCGGCUUCCCUCUAUUCACAUUCUAGCACCCUCUAUCCACACUAUCUCCACCAUCCCUUCCUCCCCCUCCCCUCCAUCUGCCCUGUCCCACGACCACAUUAUCUGUCCUCUUCCCUCCAUCAUGCCCCCCCGUCCUUAUCAGCCCUCCCCUCCCCCCCACACCUUCCCCAUCCUCAUGCUUCCUGCCUCAUCUCCCUUACAUCCACCCCCCAUCCCUCUCCCUCAUGGCUGCUUAGACUUCCUCACAGCCCCCACCCAUCUCCAUCACUGCCCCCACCCGUCUUCCUCACACCCCCCACACAUCUCCCUCACACCCCCCACCCGUCUCCCUCACACCCCCCACCCGUCUCCCUCACAGACCCCACCCGUCUCCCUCACCGCCCCCACCCAUCUCCCUCACCGCCCCCACCCAUCUCCCUCACAGCCCCCACCCAUCUCCCUCACCACCCCCACCCGUCUCCCUCAUAGCCCCCACCUGUCUCCCUCAUGGAUCCCACUUUGUCAUAACCCUUCUCCCCCCCGACAGACCUUCACACUUUCCUCUUCAUUUUCUCCCUUCUCAUCGACCCUCUUCCCCUCAGGCACCUCUCACCCCCUGUGUAUAUGCCCCACUGAACUAGACUGUAAGCCCCCACUCCCCUCCCAGUCUACUCCGUCCCGGGACCCGACUGUUUGCGAAGCUUCCCACAGUUGAGUGUCCCGGACCUCACCGGACCAGGGAGUGGAGCCGUGAAGCCGGCUGUGAAUUUGGGGAGAGGAGGAGCGUGAGCUUCUCUCCAAGUGUUGGACAAUUAACGAAUGGCUGGACUGUAGUCAUCAACUUGACCUCUGUCCUGAUCAAGGCAGCGUUUCCUGGCGCCCAGAGUGGAGAUUCGCAAUUUUAUUUUUUAACCAGCAGGGUAUAUUCAUUAUGUAAAUGUGAUUAUUCAGCUAAGAGAUCUGUAAAAUAAAUUUUAUAUACUUCCAACACCAGAUCUGUUGGACAAUUGGAGGGAAGGGGUUUUCUUGGGGAAUGGGGUGUGCCUGUUUCAUCUGUGUCCUCAAGAGAUUCUGCAGAUGUAGGAAAUCUUGGAGCAACAUUUCAGGAAUGCUGCCCAACUCUAUAAAAGCCCGGUUAGACCACACUUGGAGUAUUGAGUUCAGUUCUGGUCACCUCAGCAUAGGAAGGUUACAGAAGCUUUAGAGAGGGUACAGAGGAGAUUUACCAGGAAGCUGCCUGGAUUAGAGAGCGUGUACAAUGAGAAUAGGUUGUGUGAACUGGGGCUGUUCUCUUAGGAGCGAAGGAAGAUGAGAGACAAGUUGAUAGAGGUGUACAAGAUAAUAAGAAGCAUAGAUCGUGUGGACACCCAGAGAUUUUUCCCUGGGGUGGAAGUGGUUUGUGAUGACUAUCAUUAAAUGUACCGUGGCGUUUGACGUGGGCACUCGCUAUCUUUGUUCUUAGCAAAAUUUUUCUACAGAAGUGGCUUGCCAUUGCCUUCUUCUGGGCAGUGUCUUUACAAGACAGGUGAUCCCCCCAGCCAUUACCAAUACUCUUCAGAGAUUGUCUGCCUGGCGUCAGUGAUAGCAUCACCAGGACUUGUGAACUGCACCGACUGCUCAUACGACCAUCCACCACCUGCUCCCAUGGUUUCAUGUGACCCUGAUCGGGGGGCUAAGCAGGGGCUACACCUUGCCCAAGGGUGACCUGCAGGCUAGUGGAGGGAAGGAGCACCUUACACCUCCUUUGGUAGAGACGUAUGUCCACCUCACCAACCAAAAUACCAGCGGUUAUAAUUUUAAGACGAAUGAAGGAAAGUUAUGUCAAAGUAAAGCUCUUUACACAUGUAGCUGUGGGUGCGUGGAACGCCCUGCCAGGGAUGGUGGUAGAAGCAGAUACAUCCGAGGCAUUUAAGAAACUCUUAGGUAGGUUCAUGGACGACAGAAAAAUGGAGGGUGAUGUGGUGAGUUAAUGAAAGUGUGGAGGAAGAGGGGGAUCUUGGAGUCCAGGUCCAUAGAUCCCUCAAAGUUGCCACGCAAGUUGUUAGGGUGGUUAAGAGUGUUGGCCUUCAGUAGCUUUUAUACGGACUGUAAAAGCUUUUAUAGAUAUGUAAAAAGGAAAAGACUGAUAAAGACAAAUGUAGGUCCCCUGCAAACAGAAACAGGUGAAUUGAUUAUGGGGAGCAA
This is a messenger RNA of Mobula hypostoma (lesser devil ray), 4061 nucleotides long. It is a transcript of the gene praf2, whose product is annotated as PRA1 domain family, member 2. NCBI's taxonomy places the organism in Eukaryota, Metazoa, Chordata, Chondrichthyes, Myliobatiformes, Myliobatidae. The record is from RefSeq and is a predicted model, not a curated record. The transcript is spliced from 10 exons. Gene Ontology annotation, biological process: regulation of transcription by RNA polymerase II. Bases 29 to 1684 code for a protein of 551 amino acids. Gene Ontology annotation, cellular component: nucleus; membrane. Gene Ontology annotation, molecular function: protein dimerization activity; DNA-binding transcription factor activity, RNA polymerase II-specific; RNA polymerase II cis-regulatory region sequence-specific DNA binding.